AUGGAUUCCAUGAUUUCUGGGGCCAUGAAAUCAUAUACAAAUGAACACACCGUUCAAGGCGAAAGUGAAUACAGAAAAGGAGAAUUCAACUACGCCAUCGUCUGUUACACUGAAGGAAUCAGUGUAAACUGUAACGAUAAAAACCUUAAUGCUGAACUGUUCACGAACAGAGCGAAGGCCCAUUUCAAUUUGGGUAAUUAUCACGAGGCAAAGGCCGAUUCAGAGGUCGCCAGGCAAUUCCAGCCAGGUUAUAUGAAGGCGAUAGAAACAGGUGCGAGGACCUGUGCGAAGCUGAAUCUAUUUGAAGAAGCCAUCACAUGGUGCGAUCAAGGAUUAGCAGCUGACCAAGACAACAGAAACCUGUUGGAACUAAGGACCAUGUGUCUAAAGACUGAAGAUACAUGCAGCGGCAGUAUAGAGAACGAUUCAGAAAGUGGAACCGUGGAGGAACAAUUGGUGAGGAAUUUUAUCAAAAUCUAAAGCCCCGGCCAAACGAUCGCACCAUUUCAACACAACAUAUUGCAACAUUGUUGCA
This is a messenger RNA of Orbicella faveolata, 535 nucleotides long. RefSeq lists its product as uncharacterized. Gene Ontology annotation, molecular function: protein binding. The record is from RefSeq and is a predicted model, not a curated record. NCBI's taxonomy places the organism in Eukaryota, Metazoa, Cnidaria, Anthozoa, Scleractinia, Merulinidae.